Nasonia vitripennis (jewel wasp) is the source of this 7270-nucleotide messenger RNA. RefSeq names its product B-cell CLL/lymphoma 11-like protein (gene Cph). Gene Ontology annotation, molecular function: RNA polymerase II cis-regulatory region sequence-specific DNA binding; DNA-binding transcription factor activity. Gene Ontology annotation, cellular component: nucleus. The transcript is spliced from 3 exons. Gene Ontology annotation, biological process: regulation of transcription by RNA polymerase II. NCBI's taxonomy places the organism in Eukaryota, Metazoa, Arthropoda, Insecta, Hymenoptera, Pteromalidae. The coding region runs from base 4219 to 6870 and encodes 883 amino acids. The record is from RefSeq and is a predicted model, not a curated record.
GUGACAAAUUAAUUAACAAUCGCCGAGUGGGGAAGGCUACCGUUCAGGGGGGAGGGGCUUGCCUGCGAUUAUUGUUCGAAAACUGGGUCGAUAUUAUGCGAGUAUGGGGACGAGUGACAUCAUUGGAAAAGAGAAAGGUAUGCGUGUACGCGCGAAGGGGAAUGUCGCGAUUUAUGAAGCGAUGGAUUCCUUCGUACGAACGCGUCACCGUUGCUCGUUAGAGCAUAGAAAAGUCCUCCUAAACACAGAGAGCGAAAACUCUCUGUCGCUCUCUCACUCCGCCGCGGAACACGAUUCGGCACUCGCGCAAAAGUUUGCGUUUUGCCGCAGUUUCGCACGCGGGGGAUGAAUAAUGUAACGAGCUGCUCUCGUCGCACACGCCGAGCGAGAGAAGUUUCUAAUUAGGCAAUCCUGUGCGUGUACGCGACGCAGCAGCGCCGGACAGUACAAAAGCCGCGGGAUUUGUAUGGGUCCGGCGCUUUUAUCCACGUAACUCGCGUAGCCUCGUCGAAAAAGCGAUAUAUUGUGACGUGCCGGGACAGUUUUGUCCCGGUCAGAUUUUAAUUGGCCUUUCGCGGUCAGCUUCUUUUCAGUUAGCUCGCGGAGCCGUGAUUUCGAAGCGCGCUUUUGAUAUGACGAUCUUUCUUUCGCACCUGUGCAGUACGGGGAAAACGCAGUAGGUCUAAGCCUUUUUCCGGCGAGAGAAAAUCAUGAGAAAAUCGGCCCGGUCGAUCAUGGAAGAAUGCGAAAAUGCGAGAAAAGCCAUAGAGAGAGAGAGAGAGAGAGAGAGAGAGAGAGAGAGAGAGAGAUCCCGGAAACAGCGGGGCAGCUGAAAAGCGUGUAUAACUGUAUCCGUGCAAUGUCCCCACAUGAUUUAUUUUGAUCGAAAAAAACGGAGAAAAGGGUUCUUAUACAGCCAUAAGCAUCGGCAUUUCUGAAUGAGCCUGUGUGUGUGUGUGUGGAGAGCAAAAGGGGACAGGUCAAGCCCAAAGGGACCUGUUUGGCCGUCGCCUACGCUCUCUCACAAUGGACAUCGUCCAAAGAGAGCUGCGACGAAGAGCGCGUUAUAUGUAUGUGUGAGCCGGCGGCGGACUGCGGAGCGCUGCAAGGCACAAAAGGCCCGGCCGAGAUCCUCCCACGAUACGCAGGAGCCUCUCUCUCUCUCUCUCUCUCUCUCUCUAUUCAGAGCUCGCCGUGAGAACGAGAUUUCAUAUUUUUCAUAACUACUACCGGCAGCCACUGCGGCGAAUGUGUGGACUGUGUUUUUCUGGGGCCUUUUCUAUGCCGUCUCGGCUUUUUCUCUCUAAACUCGCUGUCUCUCGCUGGUCACCCCGAUUUCACCCGUUUUCCGCUCGAAGCAAAGGCCAGAGAGAAUGGGACCUAUCCUUUUCCCGCCGGACAAUGCGUGUAUACGCGCGCACCUUCUCUCGGCCUCUAUCUACGGGCGAAUCUACCCUAAUCAACUUAACCGUGGGAGAGCUGAGGAUAUUCUUUGGUACCGUUUUCUUCGCGCAUCUUUUAUUCAUCUCGUUUUCCGCGCGCGCCUUUUUAUCGCCUCUCGAGGAUGAUUAUUCCGCUGCGGUAGCUUCGUGGUCGCGUCGGUGCGCCUUGGGGACCGAUCGGGAAAUCGCGGUGCGCUACUCGUGUGUUCUCUAUACGCUCGAGGAAGGCACAAUACGUAAAAGCCGCUUAAAAGCCGAUAAAUCAUCUUUAUUGCUGCGAAUCGAUAAGAUCGAUCCGGAGACACGCGAGACGCGCCGCGGUAAUACCGGGUAGCUAGAGAGAGAGAGAGGGUCAACGGUCUCUUUUUUCCCCGAACCGUCGCGCUUUUUUUCUCUCGACGUUACCGGGCCGCUGCAACGUUGGAGAAAAAACGGCCGCAUCCUUUGUGUCCAGGUACGGGUUAAUCGAAAAAAACCGAGCCGUCGUAGGUCCCGUACGGCGAAGGGGGUUGGAGAAAAAAGAUGAGCGACGAGAGGAGAGGAAAGGAGGAACGUUCGGCUCUCUCUCUCUCUCUCCCUUAUAGAAUCAUCCCCACUACCGAGAAGCGUACAUACGUAUGUACGCUCGCGCGGGGUCCUUUCUAUUCUUUUGAUAUCCUGUCGGGGUCCUGCUCGGGCUGGCUUCAUAUCCAGUCUGCAUCCGAGCAUGGACCACGCCAGUGGCCCCUUCUUACCGUCGCGCGUUCGGUGAUACAUGUGCAAGCUUCGCCAUAUUAGCGACGCCGCAACGGAAAGUAUCCGUCGAAUUGUACAAUAUAUUAUCGAGCCGAUGAUCGAGCUGCUAGUGUCGUCGUCGUGAUAUACGUACACACUCACAUACUUCGAGGAGUAAUGGCGCUGCUAACGGGUAACGAUUCAAACAAUCGGCGAAAUUACCCUCCAAUAGAGAGAUAAGACUCCCGUCCGCAUGAAUAGUACAUUGCAGCGCGUGCGGCUCCUUUUUCCUGCGCUGCAGCGUAGUGUAAUCCUCGUUUACGUGUUAUAUAUGGAUAGGUGUGUGUGUGUGUGUGUGCCGCGGAACUUGCUCGCGAGAGAGAGAGAGAGAGAGAGAGAGAGAGAGAGAAACUCAAUACUAAUGGAUAAUGGAAUUAUUGGUUUCGGAGAGAGAGACGCCUGGGGAUGAUCGUAAUUCAAUUGUUUCGAUGUGUCCUCUGGACGUUUUGACAGGACGGAUGUCCUAACAAGGACACCGCCGCGGGCUAUGUAUCCGGCGAUGCGGCAUACGUGCCUUCGCUCUCUCCCACUGUAUAAUACAUAUAUCUAUAGUGUAUAUAGAGCAAGAGCGAACGGUAAACUUUGCUCGUUUCUUAUGCGCGCGUGUGCGAGUGUGUCUCGAUGCGACAACUUUUUCCCGACGAGCCGCGCAAAUCGCAUUACAUAUAUACUAUACGUCCCCGCGACGAGUCGAGGAUUUCUUUCCUGAAGAUGCGAUUUCUGUAUUAUCGUAGUGAAAAUUAACGCACGCGUACAGUGCAUACACCGAGAGCAGAGCUUCUUCGAUUGAUUAUACCAUACGACGUAUUCCGGGUAAUUAACAUCCGAUUGAUUCCCGGCUCAUUAGUCGCCCGAUAUUCCCGUGCAAAUAUAGCCGCAAACAAAGUUACACACAGAGGGAGGGAUGUGUUAUAUUAUGGAGGUACACAUAACUUACAGGCGCAGAGAGAGAGAGAGAUAUCAAUAUGCAUAAGUAUAUUGGUUAUAUCUUGCCUCUCUCUGGGCCACUCGAAUCAUCGCGCGGGACUACUAGCUUUGAUUGCGUUUAUUGCGUGCGCAUGGAUAUGAGAGAAAGAGAGGGAGAGAGAGAGAGAGAGACAAUGCAAGAGAGGGAGCGGAAUGCCCGAGACGUAUACAGAUAUAGAUAGACACGCUCGAGAUCGAGGCAUUACGGAUGUAUGGGCCAAUUUGUAAGCAAUCCAACUUAUGCUCGAUCCGGCGGAGGAGGCUGCAAUAUUGUAUUUUUACCGACUUAUAUUCCCUCUGCCACUACACUCGCACACUUCUGUACACUCUCGGAAUGCCGUGUGUCUAUAUAUUUCCCACUAAUGACGAAUAAGGCAUUAUCGUGGUCGUCGCAGAAGUUGAUAAAAAAAAAAAAAAAAAAAAAAUACACAUCAAGCUCGCUGGACCGAAUUUCGCGCGCGGCCGGCAACAUCUGCCCCCGAAAAAACAAAAGCCCAUUGUCGCUACAACUACGCCGGCGUCUCUCGAGUUUCUAACCGAGCGCUUUUCAAUCGUAGGCGCAUAACGGACUCUAUACUCCGCUCUUGCUCUCGCGCAUUCAGCUACCUUUUUCUUGCUCGAUUUUUUCCCUCCUCUACACCCCAAGCUGAGUUACGGCGGUUCUGCGAGUUUUUUUAUUAACACACAUCGAUUGCUAGUACAAUACAACAAUUAUUACAGCCGUAUACACACACACACACACUUCCGUAACAGUCAAGAGCAAAAGAGCUCCUCUUGAAUGUGGGUCUUCUUCAUCGUCGUCUCCGCGCCUCCUCCAACUUUCCCUCGGCACAGCUUUAACUCUCUCUUUCCGUGGCGGCGCUCGAUAUUUUAAUUUCUGCCGCGCUCGCGCCAGCGAAAGUGUUCCCCCGCCAUAUAUACACUUUAUAAAUCCGUUCGCUCGACUUUUCAAGAAGAAGACGUCGUCGUCGUUGCUGCUGCGAUCUAGCAGAUUUUCGCGGAGACGUCCCAGAGCACAGCCUCGCCGGACAUAGUGAUGUGCGGCGGCUGUCGGGUCUCCUACCCGCUGGGCGAGAUAGUGCGCUUCAUCGAGCACAAGGUGAACCAUUGCCGUAGCAACUUACCCGGAUGCCAGAGCCCAUCGGCAACAGCGGCACCGGAGGACUCGGACCCCGAGGACGCCCUGGCCAUCAAGAGCAGCAUCGGCUCCGAGACGAGUCCGAGCGAGAAGCUAAACUCGGUGCCGAGCAUAUCGGCCCCGAUAAUCAAGAGGUCGGGCCGCGUCGAGAGCCCACCCACGCCACAGGGUAGUAGUAGUACCAGUUCCGGAGCUAACGAGGCCGUCAGUCCCAUCGAGCUCAGGGCGAGCGCCAGCUCGACGCCCAAGAGGAGGACGGUAGACGGCCUCCUCGACGACGGCAUCGACGAGAUCGCCAAGAAGCCCAAGACCGAGUCCGUCGACGCCGAGUCCAACACCGUCAGCACCGAACCAAAGUGGCUGCAGUGCUCGCAGUGCUCGCGGCGCCUCUCGUCCGCCUGGGAGAUGCUGCAGCACGCGCAGACGGUCCACGGCUCGCGGCUCUACUCGUCCAACGGCUCCUCGGCCAACACGCCGGCGCCGAGUCCGCCCACGCCGACGCCGAUCUCCGGCCAGCAGCCUCAGCAACAGCAGCAGCAGCACCACCUCAGCCCGCUGAACCACCUGAACCUCAGCGGCAAGUCGACCGGCAGCUCCUCCGCCGCCAACUCGUCCGGCGGCACGUCCAGCAGCGGCAGCUCCUCCAACCGGCAGCAGCAGCCCGGACUCCAGUCCUCGGCGGCGACGGCGCCGGGCCUCGGCGUGGGCGACCCCCUGCACAGCUUCCUGCGACUGCCCCAGCACCUCGAGCGCGGCUUCGCGCCCAUGUUCAGGCCCGAGUUCCUCGCGCUCAACCCCCUCGCCGGCUACCGCGGCCUGCAGGACCUGCAGACCGCGACGCGCAACCUGCAGAACCUCGGCGACCCGCUGCGCGGCAUCGACGGCCUCAACCUUGGCGACCCCCUCAUGCGCAGCUCCCUCGACACGCUCAACAACGCGCGCAACCUCGCGAACCUCGCGGAGCUCUCGCACGCGGGCGCCCGAGGCCUCGGCCACGGCCAGCCAGCCCAACUCGAAGCGAACCUGGAUUUUUACUCGGCGCGCCUAAGGAGCCUCGCUAACCCGUCCUUAGGCGCGGCUCCUAACACAGCUUCGGUCAGCAGCUCCGGCGGCAGGGGUAGCUCCUCGGCUGCCGCCACCGCAUCCAGCCAGCCCGAGCCCCCCAGCCCGGCGCUCCAGGCCAACGCCGCCGGCAUCAACACCGGCUCCUCCAGCGCCAGCCCCCAGCAGCAGCAUCACGCGCAGAAGGAGAGCUCGCCGCCCUGCUACAGCCAGAGCCCGCUCGCCGGGCACCACCACCACAACAACAACAACAGCACCGACAGCGACAAGACCUCGCCGCCGAUGAUCGGCGAGGGCGGCGCGCCCGGCGAGCUGGGCUGCGUCUACACCUGCGACGUCUGCGACAAGAAGUUCCGCUUCCAGUCGAACCUCAUCGUGCACCGCAAGAGCCACAAGGAGCAGCUGCGCGCCGAGUCCGAGCAGGCCCGCCGGCCGGUGCGCUGCGACGUCUGCGAGGCCGAGCUCAGCGGCUUCGCCGAGCUGAAGAAGCACGUGCGCAAGGAGCACCGGGACGGCCUCGGCGGCGCACAGAGCCCCCAGGGCAGCGUCGAGACCGUGCCCGACGACGACAGCAGCUGCGACGAGAACAUGGACCUCGAGGAUGAGAACGAGGUCGGCGGCAAGCGCGCCGGCGACGAGGAGGCCGACGACGCCGAGGAGAACACGCCCGAGGACCUGUCGACCACUCAGGGCCACCCCGGCGAGGCCGAGCGCGCCGAGAGCAAGGCCAGCCUCGUGGGCGACCUCAUGGAGAAGUUCGGCCUGAGCAACAUCGACCAGUACUCGGAGGCGUACCGGCAGGCGCUGCAGGAGAACCACCGCAGCGUCGGCGGUGUCGGCGGCGUCGGCGGCGUCGGCGGCUUCGUCAAGGCCGAGUCGACGGCCAGCCUGGCCAACUCGCUCAACAACAACAAGGAGAAGGACUCGACCCUCUCGCCGACCAACUUCAACAGCUCGAGCGCCGGCAACCUCUUCUCCGGCCAGGGCUUCGGCCGCGCGGCCGGUCCCGACUUUGCCGGACUCUGGCUGCCCAGUCCGCACUACCUCGAGAGCAACGAGUUCCGCAAGGCCAGCAAGGCCGCGAGCAGCUCGGCCAGCCUGGCCCUCCAGGGACUGCCCAGUCCGCUGCUGAAGAAGGAGCGCAGCGGGCGCAACGACACCUGCGAGUACUGCGGCAAGGUAUUCAAGAACUGCUCGAACCUCACGGUCCACAGGCGCUCGCACACCGGCGAGAAGCCCUACAAGUGCGAGCUCUGCUCCUACGCCUGCGCCCAGAGCUCCAAGCUCACGAGGCACAUGAAGACCCACGGCAGGCACGGCAAGGACACGUACAAGUGCCGCUUCUGCGAGAUGCCCUUCUCCGUGCCGAGCACCCUCGAGAAGCACAUGCGCAAGUGCGUCGUCGUGGUGCAGCAGGGACCGAAGCUCGGCAUACCCUAUCCGAGCAGUCAGGACGAGGACUCGUCCGUCAGCGCCAAGGACACCUGAUCCUGGACGGGGGGAAGCCUGCCGCCGAUUCCGCCACUCUGGCCACACAGGCCGCCCUAUCCGGUCUACUAAUUGCGAGAGACCGGCUGAUCUGCCGCGCCCGCUCAAAGAGUCUGAACCGCUCUCGACGACGGACGACGAUGCGGAGGCCAGUAUAGACGAUUGAUGAAGGGAGACUACGAAGGCCAGUCCGACGAUGGUUACCAGUCAUGUCGUACGCCCAGCCGCGCGGCCAGUCUACGUACACACGCACACACACACACACUGCAAAUACGAGAGAGGACGAGUACGAAAGUCGAAAAUUAUUAUUAUUACUACUAUUGAGUAUAUAUAUAUAUAUAUAUAAUAUAUAGAGAGAGAGAGAGAGAAGAGCGAUAAAGAUGAAUAUAUAUAUAUAGAU